Molecule: messenger RNA, 1046 nt
Organism: Aspergillus pseudonomiae
Lineage: Eukaryota; Fungi; Ascomycota; Eurotiomycetes; Eurotiales; Aspergillaceae
Product: zinc-binding alcohol dehydrogenase family protein
Exons: 1
Coding region: 309-1022 (237 amino acids)
Molecular function (GO): oxidoreductase activity, acting on NAD(P)H
Source: RefSeq, a predicted model, not a curated record
CGGCUCCUAAGCAGAUAUCCCUCGUGUCGGACCGCCCUCUACCUAAGCUUCGCGAUGACUAUAUUUUGAUUAAAACGGUCAGCGUAGCACUGAACCCCACCGAUUGGAAACAUGUUGAAUUGGAGCUCGGGACCACUGGAUGCCUCGUCGGAUGUGACUACUCCGGGAUUGUUGAGGAGGUAGGUAAGGACGUCAAGAAACCCUUCCGCAAAGGUGAUCGAAUCUGCGGUGUUACCCAUGGCGCGAACGUUUUGGAGCUCGAAGACGGUGCCUUCGCUGAGUAUAUCGUUGCGAAAGGUGAUCUUCAGAUGCGCAUACCCGACUCGCUGAGCUUCCAAGAGGCAGCCACCUUGGGCGUCGGCAUCACCACGGUUGGGCAAGGGCUCUACCAAAGUCUGAAGUUAGCCUUGCCAACUGAGCCUAUCUCCCAGCCGGAGCCGAUUUUGAUUUACGGCGGCUCUACUGCCACCGGCUCUCUGGCUAUUCAGUAUGCCAAGCUUUCGGGCUACAAUGUCAUUACUACCUGCUCGCCUCACAACUUCGACUUUGUUAAGAAGCUAGGUGCAGAUGCUGUAUAUGACUACCGGGAUCCCAAGGCCGCUGCGGCUAUCCGUGAGGCUACCAACGAUAAUCUGAGACUGGUCUUUGACACUAUCUCUCUGGAGGACAGUGCGAAGUUCUGCGACAAAGCUCUUUCAACCAAGGGUGGCGAGUACAGCAAUAUACUGAAUAGCAAAAUCGAGCGUGAGAAUGUCAACGAUCGCGCUACCCUGGGCUACACCGUUGUUGGAGAGCCAAUCCAGUUCGGCGAUCUCGAAAUUCCUGCGAUACCCGAAGACAGAGAAUUCGCCGAGAUGUUCUGGAAACUCUCCGAGCCCUUGGUUGCACAGGGGAAGAUCAAGGUGCACCCGGUUAAGGUUUGCGCCGAUGGUUUGAGCGGUGUGCUGCAGGGGUUGGAAUUGCUGAAGGAGGACAAGGUUAGUGGGCAGAAGCUGGUGUAUAACGUGGCUGAAACUCCUUGAUUUUGGAUAUGGCCAGCUCUUUCC